Molecule: messenger RNA, 5415 nt
Organism: Monopterus albus (swamp eel)
Lineage: Eukaryota; Metazoa; Chordata; Actinopteri; Synbranchiformes; Synbranchidae
Gene: mcf2a
Product: MCF.2 cell line derived transforming sequence a
Exons: 29
Coding region: 154-3573 (1139 amino acids)
Biological process (GO): intracellular signal transduction; dendrite development
Cellular component (GO): cytoplasm
Molecular function (GO): protein binding; guanyl-nucleotide exchange factor activity
Source: RefSeq, a predicted model, not a curated record
GAUUUUCAAUGUCUAUUUUUAUUAUAGACGACGAACUGUCGAAUUGUGAGCAAAUUUAGUUUCCUGCUGUCCUGUUGCAUAAGCUGGCAAAUGGGGACAGAGACAUUUAGUUUGGUAUAGUUUUAACAGUUUAGUGCCUCGGUGUGUAAUGUUAUGUAUGGGGGUGGGGGGCAGGAGCCAUCAUUCUGCACAGAUUCUUUAGAGGUGUUGUUAGUGAUGCAGUUUUGCAGAGAACACUUCCCUCAAGCCUUAGUUGUCCAGGUGUGUGUGUGUCCUCUUCCAGAGGUGACUGUCCCUGUGAGCAUGAAGGAGGUGGGAGGCUACAUAGAGAAACAGGUGGCAUACCUGUCAGGGGGCCGUGGGGAACACUCCAGCGUCAUCAUCACUCUCCCUGAGUACUCAGCCUUCAGUGACAUUCCAGAGGAAGCUUUAGCCAAAGUGUUUACAUACCUCACUCUCAUCCCUCGAACAAGGCAACCUGGGGUCAAAUUUAUCAUCAUUUUAGACCGAAGACUGGAUACAUGGGCCUCUAUCAAAACUGCACUUGCCAGGAUAGCACCUACUGAUUCUCCCUCCUCCUGCAACGUGAUCAGUGAUCUCCCCCCCUACUUAAAGGCCUCCUUUCCUGGGAACCUCCACCUGGUCCUGGUGCUCCGACCCACCAGCUUCUUCCACCGCACUGUUACUGAUAUUGGCUUCCGCUUCAGCCAAGAGGACUUCAUGCUCAAGAUGCCAGUGGUGAUGCUGAGCUCUGUGACAGACCUGCUGCGCUACAUUGAUGAGAACCAGCUGACCUCAGAGUUUGGAGGCACUCUGGAUUACUGUCACACUGACUGGAUUGUCUUACGAACGGCUAUUGAAAGUUUUGCUGUAACAGUCAAAGACAUCGCACAGAUGCUACAAGGCUUUGGCACUGAGCUGGCAGAGACAGAGCUGCCCGAUGAGAGUAAAACCAUUGAGUAUCUCCUUGAGUCCCACACUGACAAGUACAGAAAACUCAAGGAUGCAAUCAGAUCAGUGUCAAAGGAGGGUCGUCAUCUUCUCUCUAGCCUGGAGACCUCUGGGAAGGAAGAUGACUCCCAUUGGGAUGUGAAGUUAGACUGGGAGACAGUACAGAGGCUUCUUGCCCAGCUCAGAGACAUGGAGUCUGCCUUUGAUGGCUUCUUUGAGAAGCAUCAUCUGAAACUCCAUCAGUACCUGCAGUUGCUCAGAUAUGAGCAAAGCUUUCAGGAGGUGGAGUUAUCUCUGGAGCAUUUAACGGCUCAGGAAAAGGAGCUGUCCAUAUCUGUGGACACUCUGGUGCAAACAGAACAGGCUCUCAAAAGGCUGGACAGUCUGGAGUUUAAUGCACAGGAGGUGAUGGCUCGAGCCCAGAUCAUUAUCCUUCAUGGACACCAGCUCUCAGCCAGUCACCACUACGCCAUGGCUCUCAUUAUGCAGCGCUGCAACGAGCUUCGCCACUACUGUGAUACACUCAAUGCUGCUCUCAAGACCAAACACUCGCGUCUACUGCACACACACCAGUUGUUGCUUUGUCUUGGACAGGCCCAAGGUUGGUGUGAUGAUGGUGCAUAUCUGCUGGCCAGUCAGUUGGUAAAUAAGUUCCAGUCUAAAGAGGGGGCCCAGGCUGCCUUGAGGGAGAUUGAGACAUUUCUGGAGGGGGCGCCAUCCAUGCUGAGCUCCGGACCCGACAUCCUGGCCAUUGAGUAUGAGGCUGUAAUCACACCUCAGCUGCAGGCCCAGAUAUCGAAAACUUUUGAGAAGCAUGCAGCGGUGCAGCAGAUGAUCCAGAACCGACAGGCUUGUCUGAGGAAGAUGGCUGAUAAACAUGUGCGACCGGUGCAACUGGUGGCCCCCAGGCCUGAAAACCCACCGCACUCCAAAUCUCCUCUGUUUUCCCCCAAGCAUGGCGAUGGUCUGAAUGGAGAAGUCAUUGUUGUCUCUCUGUGGUGUGUCCAGAUAGAGGUGAUUCAUGACUACCAGGAGAGCCAGAGAUGUGUGUCAUACAGUCUGGAGGGAGAGGACAGCCCAGAACUCUUGAAGCGCCAUGUGAUGAGGGAACUCGUAGAGACAGAAAGAAUCUAUGUGGAAGAGCUGCUGUCAGUGCUGCUGGGCUAUAGGGCUGAGAUGGACAACCCAGCUCUGUCAGGGCUUCUGCCCCCAAUCCUGCACAGCAAGAGAGACAUCCUCUUUGGAAACAUGCCUGAGAUCUACAAUUUUCAUAGCAGGGUUUUCCUUCAGGACCUGGAAGGAUGCCUGGAGGCUCCUGAAAGUGUUGGAGCUUGUUUUCUGGAGCGGAAAGAAAGUUUCCAGAUGUAUGAAUGCUACUGUCAGAAUAAGCCACGCUCUGAGGCGCUCUGGAGACAAUUCUCUGACUGUGCCUUCUUUCAGGAGUGUCAAAAAAAGCUAGAGCACAAACUGGGCCUGGAUUCCUACCUGCUGAAACCAGUCCAACGCCUCACCAAGUAUCAGCUGCUGCUGAAGGAGCUGCUAAAAUACAGUGCAGAUUGUGAAGGGGCCUCUGAACUACAGGGGGCACUAACAGCCAUGCUGGACCUGCUCAAAUCAGUCAACGACUCCAUGCAUCAGAUAGCCAUCACAGGUUAUGAGGGAGACAUUUGCGAGCUGGGCCGUGUGUUGAUGCAGGGCUCGUUCAGUGUGUGGAUCAGCCAUAAGAAAGGCCCCACACGCAUGAAAGAGCUGGCUCGCUUCAAGCCGAUGCAGAGGCACCUCUUUUUGUAUGAGAGAGCUCUACUCUUCUGCAAGCGGAGGGAGGAGCACGGAGACGGCCAUGAUAAGACCCCCUCAUACAGCUUCAAGCACUAUCUCAAGAUGACUGCUGUGGGGAUCACAGAGAACGUCAAGGGAGAUGUGAAAAAGUUUGAGAUCUGGUACAGUGGCAGGGAGGAAGUCUAUGUGGUUCAGGCUCCUACAGUGGAGGUGAAGAUGGCCUGGCUCAAUGAGCUUCGCCGAAUCCUGACAAACCAGCAGAAGCUGCUUCGAGAUGAAGUCUAUCAACACGGCCAAAUGGUUGAACACAUGCAUAUUUCUCUACCAUUCUCUGAGAGCAAGCAGCAGAGGGCGUCAGUGAGUUCUGAGGACACUGACUCGGGGAGGAGCAGUCCAGACCCCCAUUCCAACUCCCCUAAACACCAGCACAACCGCAGGAGUUGGCCUGGAGCUCAUCACUCGGUAGACAUCUGCGAGGGUUUGGAGGAGUGGCCUCGAGGUCGGGACACGUUCCAUCCAUCUGACAUGGAUGAGGUUUUGGUGCAGCUGUCUCCAGGCAGAUACAGGGCUUUGGCUGACUGUCUUCAAAAUGGACCAGACAGUGUCACCAUCAAGUGCGAAGACAUCAUCCAGCUGCAAUCUGAAGACAAGGGUCGCUGGCUGGUAAAAAAUCUGAGUCAGAGACAAGAGGGUUUUAUAGCAGCCGCCAGCCUGCAGCUGAUUGUAGGAGACAGCAGUCGAGCACACUCCUCCAGACUAGGGGUCUUUAUCCUUUCUUGUAGACCCAGGCAACCUGAAGACAAGAAAGCUCAGCUCCCCAUAGAGAAGAAGCACAGAAUGUGAAUCUAAUAUUUACCAGUGGAUGAUGAACAGACUGAGCCAGAGCUGUCUCACAGCUGUAUCAGCCACCCACUCCUCACUCCCUGGCGCCGUCUGCUUUUCUUCGGCACAGUUUGACCAUUACAAAGAAAAAAGUGGGAAACCUACAAGCCUGAUUUUCUCACAGGUUUGACUGACGAGCUCUUGGGGCUAGUGUUUUGUGAUAGUGAAGGUGUGCACCAGCUCCACGGCACAGGAGCUGUUAGACCUCUUGGACAAUCAACCGAUCCCUAAAUCCUGAUUGGUCUUCCUCAUUUUUGAAUGUUCUUCCGGCGCCCCAUCUGCAACACACAUAUAAGCAGGAUGUGAGUUGCUACUGCUAAUGCAGUGGGCCAUUUUUCUAAGUGUGGACUCAAACAUUUUUCAGCUCUUCCUCAUUGCAGUUCUGAGUGCGAGUCUUCCUGGUUGUCUCAUUGUGUGUCAGAUGGAUGCUUACCUAAGAUUUACCUGAAAUAUUUCUUACAGCAGAGACUUUUGUACAUGUAUGGUAUCAUUUUUAACAUUUGCUGUACCUAAGUGUUUCAUCUUUGUGUAAUUAGGUGACAUUUUCCAUUGAACUACUUCAGCGCAUUUUUCUUACCUUUCAUUCCUGAAGGCACCUCUUUUGAACAGACUAGAAAUUAAAAUGCCAAAAUGUGCCAUGCCAUAAUGCCUUUUUUAUUCUCGCUCUUUUGGGGUCUCUUGUAUGUACUGUUUGCAUAAUCAAAUGCUCUUCCUGCUUUAACCUGACCUCCCAAAUAUCCAACAGGCACUUUAAUAAGGUGGAAGGACAAUAGACUAAAAUCCACCAACUGUCCUACUGAAUGUGUUCUUUGCUUGCCGCUUUACCUCCUGUAUGUAUUUCACCUUAUUCAUGCUGCUAUUUCCUUUGUGUAUUCUUGAAUGUAUGAUGUGUUAGCAAGGCAGGGGAGACUUACCCUCUGCAUGCAGGCAGUAGUUGACGUCACUGACGGCCACGGUGUGCACUGUAGACGAAGGGGAGGCGUGUGCCACAGACAACCAAAUACUAUCACUCUCUUCAGGUCUUUAGGGAGCUGGCUGUCAGUCACAGUGUAGAGAAUGCAGAGACUAUGUUCUGUGUUCCCUCCAUCAUAGUGGCAGAUCGUUUCCUCCUCACCAUUGCAGCGCACUUAAUUUUGGGUUCCCCAGUAAAAUGGAUCAUAGAACCAACAUAAAAUAUACCCUCUGUAUUGAACACUUAAUUAAAUAUUGAUUGCAAGCUUAUGUGAAUUUACGACAUCAAAUCGAGGCCCCAGUCGGAGGGCUGCCUUUGAUACACUGUUUCAUAUGGAAAUAAGUCUAGAAAGCACCAGAAGCCACUGCACAAUAAACAUUACCUGUUAGAAAUUUUAUUUUGCUUUAAAAAUGUUCCUUCAUAUUGUGAGGUAUCGGUGCAGCCCUGAUUCAAAGUACAUCUCCAUAUAUUUACAGGAGCUAUGCCUGACUGCAGAAAAAAAGAUUAUAACAACAUUUAAUGGACUCUAUGUAACAUUCAUCCUAAAUGCUGCAGACUUUGCACAGAUUUUCCAGGUUGGGAAAAAAAAAUUGCUUGAAUUAUGUAUCCCGAUGAGCCAAGUAGUCAAAGGUUGUUGCUGAAAAUGCAUGGCAGCUGAGCAGCGAGCAAGUUUGUACUCUAAUCAAUAUUCUAAACUGGUUUCUUUUUAUACUGCUUCAAGUUCAGUAAAAAAAAUCAAAAAAAUAAAACUAUUUAGUGCAAUUCCUUUGGUAACUGAAUUUAUUCAGUAUUUACCAUGGUGAUACAUUUGGUUGAUACACUAAUGUAGCAGUAUCUGUUUUUUGUAUUCU